AUGGCGGCAUAUGGAAUAGAACGUAACACUUUGGUGGCCAAAGUGAAGGUUUCAGCGGCAAACCUUAGAGAUAACCAAAGGAAGACCCCUCCUCUGCCAGCAGAGCUGGAGAGCCCGAGGGAGCCCCGCGAAGGACCCGCCUGCUGGCCCCAGCCAGGUGGGGUGAGAGGAAAGAGGCUCCGACCUGGCCGUCCACUCUCCUGGUCCGUCUCCAUCCUCGAGGAGCCUCCCCCCUGCCUUGGCACAGCCGGUCACGAGCCCGAGACGAGGAGGGCCUCGUUCGGGCAGCUGCUGGAGGAAGGGCAGGCGAGCGGCCAAGCUUUGCAUUCCUUCCUGGAAGAAGGCUGCGAUUCUCGGAAAGGUGCCUCUGGCUCCUUCCUGGGCCACGGACAGGGCUGCUGCUGCCACGCCCACCUCGAGAGAGUAAGCGCUCGGGGCUCCUGUGGGGGCCAAGAGCUGCUCCGACUGCCCCGUCCGCCCUUCGCCCAGACACUGCACGGACAGGGCAGAGAAUCGGAACUGGGGAUCAUCCUGGUUGGAAAGACCAGAGGUGGGAAAAGUGCCACCGGAAACACCAUCCUUGGCCGGAAGGAGUUCCAGUCCACGCUUGGGGUGAAGGCAACCACUCUGUCCUGCCAGAGAGGGUGUGGGAGCUGGAACGGCCGGGAUGUGUCAGUGAUUGACACGGCAGACAUCUUUGAUCCAGAAUCCUGCAGUGAGGACUCCUGCAGUGAGGUCAUGCGCUGCGUUGCGCUCUCCAGGCCGGGCCCUCACACUCUGCUGCUUGUGACCCAGGUGGGUCGUUUCACCGCCGAAGACGAGGCAGCCGCAAAGCGAGUGCAGGAUGUGUUUGGGCUGGAGGCCACCAGGCACAUGAUCGUCUUGUUCACCCGGAAGGAAGAUCUGGGGGAUUGGGCCCUGCAGGAUUACGUUAAGGGCUCAGAUAACCAGGCUCUGAGGGAGCUGAUUCGGAAGUGUGGGGGCCGAUUCUGUGCCUUCAGUAACAGGGCGGUCGGAGCAGAACGGGAGAAGCAGGUCUCUGAGCUGAUGGCCAUGAUCCAGGGAAUGGUUUGGGAUAACGGAGGAAGUCAUUACAUCAAUGAGCUGUACUCGGAGCCCAAUUUAACAGACGCAAAGGUCAAGUCUUACCUGGCAGCAAACAGAAGGGCCAGGCAGAGGGCAGAGGGAGGCUUUUGGAGUCAAAGCUUUUGGCGUCGUUUUGGCAGAAAAGUGAUUGGGAUGUUUCCAUGUGCUGCUGCUGGGCUUUUCCUUCUUUACUGCUAUUGGAAUAAUUUCCUCAGCUAUCCUCCUUCAGGGACUGAGAACCACUUGAAGAAUAUGGGCCAGCCGGAGUUUGUGGUUGCUAACGAAGAAAUAGAUAUUGUGGGCAUAACAGAAAACUGGUGGAAUGGAGCCGCCUUCUCUCAACGGCCUGUGCGCCCUCCUGUGCUUAGAAGGGCAGCUCAGCAGCUUCUUCGCGGUUUCUCUCUCUUCGCGGACUGCAAAGCUGCAAGGCCAAGAGGAAGAGCCCGUCAAGGGGCGGCUACUUUCGCUUUCGAGGGUAGUGACGCCACCGCGCCGCCUGCCCAGGACUCGGCCCCUUCCGCCUGCCCCACUGCGCGGCGGUCGUUGCUGCAGCGAGCGGGGACGCGGAGGCUCCGCCUAGCUGGGAGGUGCCUCCGGGGGCUCCUCCCUCCUCCCCGGAACGGAGAAAGCAGCCGCAGCGCAGGGCAAGUCAGACAACCAGAACUGAGGAUCAUCCUGGUUGGAAAGAGUGGAGGCGGGAAGAGUGCCACCGGAAACACCAUCCUCGGCCGGAAGGAGUUCCAGUCCACGCUUGGGGUGAAGGCAACCACUCUGACCUGCCAGAGAGGGUGUGGGAGCUGGAACGGCCAGGAUGUGUCAGUGAUUGACACGGCAGACAUCUUUGAUCCGGACUCCUGCAGUGAGGUCAUGCACUGCAUUGACCUCUCCAGGCCUGGCCCUCAUGCUCUGGUGUUUGUGACCCAGGUGGGUCGUUUCACCGCCGAAGACGAGGCAGCCGCAAAGCAAGUGCAGGAUGUGUUUGGGCUGGAGGCCACCAGGCACAUGAUUGUCUUGUUCACCCGGAAGGAAGAUCUGGGGGAUUGGGCCCUGCAGGAUUACGUUAAGGGCUCAGAUAACCAGGCUCUGAGGGAGCUGAUUCGGAAGUGUGGGGGCCGAUUCUGUGCCUUCAAUAACAGGGCGGUUGGAGCAGAACGGGAGAAGCAGGUCUCUGAGCUGAUGGCCAUGAUCCAGGGAAUGGUUUGGGAUAACGGAGGAAGUCAUUACAUCAAUGAGCUGUACUUGGAGCCCAACUUAUCAGAUGCAAAGGUCCAGUCUCACCUGGCAGCAAACAGAAGGACCAGGCAAAGGGCAGAGAGAGCUUCUUGGCGCAGAACAGUGGUUAGAAUCUGUGCAUGUCCUAUAAUUGUUUUCAUGCUCUUCUACCAGUUUGCCGCAUUCAUUCUUCGGUUCUUCUCUCGUUGCUUUCGGCGUUUUUUUUAAACUCAAUUGAUGGCUGUGCUUUCCGAUGUUCAGUAAAUGAAUAAAUGAAUAUUCUAAUACAGUUAUGAACACA
This is a messenger RNA of Hemicordylus capensis (graceful crag lizard), 2599 nucleotides long. RefSeq lists its product as uncharacterized. The transcript has 7 exons. The record is from RefSeq and is a predicted model, not a curated record. Gene Ontology annotation, molecular function: GTP binding. Lineage: Eukaryota; Metazoa; Chordata; Lepidosauria; Squamata; Cordylidae. The coding region runs from base 1 to 2526 and encodes 841 amino acids.